Molecule: messenger RNA, 852 nt
Organism: Daphnia magna
Lineage: Eukaryota; Metazoa; Arthropoda; Branchiopoda; Diplostraca; Daphniidae
Product: ribonucleoprotein PTB-binding 1-like
Exons: 1
Coding region: 1-852 (283 amino acids)
Source: RefSeq, a predicted model, not a curated record
AUGGAAGCGCCGCCAUUGAAUAUUAACGUACCGCCACCACCUUUCCUUUAUCAUCGACCACCAGAACCCACUCGACCUCUACCUCCGCCGCCUCCACCCCCUCCUCCCCCUAUGCAGAUGCAGGAACCUGCGGCUGUCAACAACUUGCAACAAACGUUGUCUGCCCUCCUGGGUACGCUCAGUACGGCUGUCCAGUCGCUCUCGCCUAACUCUAGUGUACCUCCCCUGACUCAACAACAAACGGCGGCUGGGGCUUUGCUCGGGCUCCUCCUCCAAAUGGUUCAACAGCCCAACAACUCUCCAUUACAGCAGCAACCGUCGCCGCUGGCUCCGUUGAGCCUGGCAACCCUGAAUCACGACACGAACGCAUCGUACAGCAAUCUCGGCGGGCUGUUGACGACAGCGCCGCCCGGUGGCCCUUAUGCGAACUACCUCCCACCUCCUUCACUCAAUCACAGCCCAUCAUCGUCUUCUUGUCAAUCGUCGCUAUCGUCGACGUCUUCUUUGGGCGCUUCCACGAAUGUCGGUACGUGGAAUCAUAUUCUAGGGCAAGUUCGUUCUCUAGGAAGUGGUGGUCCGAGUUCGUUGGGUUCGGCCGGUUCCAGGGGCUCUUCACCCACUUCGUCUUCGAGUCCGAGCACAAGCCCAGCUCGUGGAACGGCUAUUUGCGUGGGCAACAAUAACAACAAUUUCGCGACGCCCAUUCAACAACAGGGCACUAAAAGGAAAUAUAAUAAUCACGUUUUACCGUCGCCAGAGCCUUCUCCGGAAGCCGGGUAUAUCGGCCAACAUUCGCAAGGCCUCGGCGGACACUAUGCUGACUCUUAUUUCAAAAGAAAGAAGCGCAACUAA